AUGAAAUUUGGACGUUUCAUAAAACAAUGCGAUUAUAAAUAUUUUUUAAAGCCAAGAUUUAAUCAAUUUAAUUCAGGAAUUUGUCAAAUAAAUCAAGGAAAAAAAGAAUUGAGUAUUUUUAAAAAAUUAAUUGUGAUAGGGGGAGGGGAAUGGACAGAAAAUAAGGAAUCCGAAAUAAAUGAAAAAAAAAAAAAAAAAAAAUUUGAAAAAGAUUGGGUAAAAAAAUGGAAUAUUUUUUUGGAAACAAAUUUUGAUAAAAUAAAAAAUGAAUUGAAAGAAAAAGAAAAACAUACUACAAAUUCCUAUGAAAAAUAUUUAUAUGAAUGUGUUCAAAAUUAUAAUUAUAACGAUUUAUUAAUAGCAGAUAUUAUAUAUCAAAAUAAUCAAAAAAUAUUAUGUAUAGGGGAAGGAAACUUGUCUUUUAGUGUGUUAUUACAAAAAAAACUUUUGAAUUGCAAUGUUAUUGCAACUUCGAUGGAAAGUAAAGAUUUAUUAGAAAAAAAUUAUGGAGAGUUGUUUAUAAAAAAUAAAAAUAAUUUAGAAAAUAAUGGUGGUAUAUAUAUACAAAAUAUUAAUGUAGAAUCUGUGAAUAAGCAUUUUUUAAAAAACAUGUUUGAUAUUAUAAUUUUCAAUUUUCCAUUUACAUUACCAUCAAAAGAGUUUGUAGAAAAAAAGUGGAAUAUACAAAUAGGUAAUGAAAAUGAUGAAAAAAAAAAUAACUAUAUUAAAUAUUAUAAAAAAACAGAAUAUUAUUUGAUGAAUAAACUAAUAUAUUAUUUAUUCAAAAAUUCAUAUAUCCUAUUAAAAGAUAAUGGAUAUUUACAUUUACGAAUAAAUGAUAAAUAUUUAACAUGUAGUUUUCCAAGUGAUUUUAAUUUGUUUUUUCAACAAAAAAUUAAUUUUUAUGAUUCAUAUUUUAUAUACAAAAAUAUGAAAUAUAUUCCUUCAUUAUAUAAUUAUCAUUUUUUUAAUAAUAAUAAUGAUAAUAAUAAUAAAAAAAAAAAAAAUAUUAUGUUUACAUCACAUGGAAAAAUUUUCAAAGGUUUUAAAAUGGAAUAUACAUCAACAUUAGUUUUCAAAAAAAUCAAAAAAAAACAAAACGGAAAUAAUUCAAUUAUUAUAACAGAUUAA
Plasmodium berghei ANKA is the source of this 1131-nucleotide messenger RNA. Its product is annotated as conserved protein, unknown function. The record is from RefSeq and is a predicted model, not a curated record. Bases 1 to 1131 code for a protein of 376 amino acids. NCBI's taxonomy places the organism in Eukaryota, Apicomplexa, Aconoidasida, Haemosporida, Plasmodiidae. Gene Ontology annotation, biological process: rRNA base methylation. The transcript has a single exon. Gene Ontology annotation, molecular function: rRNA (uridine-N3-)-methyltransferase activity.